GAAUAGUUGUCAUUAGUGGUUUGUAAAGUUAAAUUGUGGUUCUGUCGUAGUUUUAAUCGCUUAAGAGAACGUCAGUUAAGAAUGUGAAAUAAUAUGAGUGUUUUGGAUACAACCGAGUACUUUGACGGUGAAGUGCAGGCCGCCAGCCAUGCCGCAGGAUCGGCGGAGAUCAUGUGACGAAUAUGACGUCAUCUGUUCCGACUUUCCUCCUCCGUCCCUGAAACCCGCUAACAGUCCGGACCAGGACAAGAGGAAGAAGAAGAAAUGGUCAAUAGGAGGACUCUUCCGACGGAAGAAGAAAGUGAGUGAUACCGAUAGUAGUUCACCUGUGGAAGACGAAGAGGAGAAGAAAGGGUUCUUAGAGAGGAGAAGAGCGAGAAAGAGGAGGAACAGAGGCAGCAAAGAUGUGACAGGGUCGUUUGAAGCUGUAAUAAUAAACCAUCGGCACAGUCAAUUAUUUGAUACUAUUGAGCCGAGAGAAGAAAGAGUGCCGAGUGAAAAAGUCUUGAGAAGUCACGAGUCUUUGGCGAGGAGAGAACCUAAUAUCAGAGGAAGCUCUGUGUCUCUCGAGGGAACGGGGAAGAGGGGUGGGAGACUCCAGGUCAAAGCGAGAGUAGAAGAGAGUAGGGAACGUCUCAGGGGAGAUUCUAGUUCAGACGAUGGUGGAGGUUCUUCAAAACAUUCUUCUUCAUCAAUCCAAAGACUUAAAAGUGAUGAAACAAUAUCAAAAGACGGGUCAUUAAGUAGACGGUCGAGAGCUGCUAGGACUGAAAGGUAUAAGAAACGGUUAUCGAAAGACGAAGAGUCACUAAGGGACUUCAGGGUGCCUUCUAGAAUAUCAAGGUCGGACGAGAGGCUUUCCAAUAAAAAGGUUGAGAAACCUCCGGGAAAUAACAGAUGGACUGCAAAGGUCGUGUACUACGAGUCGAGUGACUAUGAAACAAAGUACACAGCGGUGACCAAGUCCGCGACACCCAGUCCGAUCCAAAGUCCUAAAGCUCGACCCAAAAACGCGUUGCAUUACACAGCAUCGGCUCCUCCUACUUCCAACUACGUCACUUACCCACCUAGUCAUGCGCGAGAGGGCGUCGCGGGAUCCCACCAGGAGCUGAGAACUCAACAUUAUCCACUAGAAAGAGUUCCGCCUCAUCAGAGGUAUCCUGACAUCACUCCUCCCAGGCUUCCCAAGAGCAACAGCGAUAUGAUAACAAAGCCAGCUCAAUCUUCAACCCCACGUCCGAUACAGAAUCGUUCAUGGAAUCAAGAAGCGCUAAAUAGAAAAAGUGCCUCUUACGACUGCAAUGUCAAUAGCAUACACCACAUCAACAACCAAAUAGUUCAACCUCAUCCGACAGAUGAAAAUGUGCUAGUCGUUCAGUUUCCUUUAUCAAAGCCGGUCCAAAAAGUAGAUAAUAAAGUUAAAAUGGGAUUACAUUCCCUACAACACGGAAGACAGCAAAAUCCCCCUCCUCCCCCACCAAGAGAUCCUCAGAGAAAGCUAUUUCCUAGUAAUGGUUAUCACGAAAGCAGUCCAAGACCUAUGUCGUACGCUUUUGAAGAUAAGAGCCCAGUGCAACAAAAAUAUCCUAAGUAUCCGGAAUUCGGAUCAAGUUCAUCAGCUUUUCAACGAGUCAUGCAAUCACAUCCUGUGUCCAUUGACUUUGAACCGGCUGUGUCCAUGAACAGACAUCAAAGGUCCAGUUCGGAUAACCAUAUUCCAUCAAGAAUAGGCGUGAAACAAUCUCCACCGAUGCCAAGGAGGAUACUGAAUCCAGAACUUGGACAGAGACAUCGCCAUGACUCUUUUGACUCAAGUCAUUCUAGUCCACCUUCAGCUAACGAUUAUUUACCAUCUUCGGUUCCAUGUCACUAUCAGUACUACACCGAUCAACAUCCGAGAAGCAGAAAACCUAUUCAUAUCAGUUAUCAAAAUCAGAAACCUCAAAAUGAUCCAUAUCUCAGUGACUCUCAAGUAAUCGUAAAACCUCCUGUUCAGCAGACUCCACGGACUCGGCCAUCUGGAGUGCAAAAUGCCGCGGACUUUUGGAAACAAAAAGAUCAAGAAAAUACCAAGAAAAUUCACAUUUCAGAAGGAUCACCGAAAUUGAUACAAAGACACCUUCUAAACUUACCACAGGCUCAAGACAGGUCAAGAUCCAGCAGCCCAUUAACAGAUAGACAUUCGGGUUUUGCGGCUGCAAAACUGAAAUUGCCUCCUCUGAUUAUAUCUGGCAAAGAAACAGAGUCUUCACACUCGCUAAGUAGCUCAAGCCCCCGUGAUAAUCAUAGCCCAAGAAUACUCACUGGAAAAUACCCACCAGUCCACAAUGAGAUUGGUAUCCCGGUUUUUAGUAACGUAGAUGUACAUAGCAACACUAAGCGUCCACUCUCUAUGCUUGAAGAAAAACAAGAAAUUUCUGAAAAAGAACUUACUCCAACAAGAGAGAAAAUGUACAACCCCCCAACUCCACCAUUAAGAAAAGAUUCAAAAGUUAAUGCAGUAACAAACUUUGAACAUUUCGACAUUUUCAAUGAAAAUGAUAAAAGUAGGAGGAAAUCAAAUAAUCUAGAAGAAGCCCUUAAUGAGCUCGAGGCAAUAUAUAAAAGCCUGAGAUUAGGAGAGGACGCUAACUUAGAAAAGAUUGCCAAGGAUCAAGCUGUGUACGAAAAUAAUAGGCUUGACCCUUCAAACUGGAACGCAUGGGUACAAUCUAGAGGAUUUGAAUCGGAUUCAAGCCUGAACUACAGCAGGUCAUCCCUUGAUUCAGUUGACAGUGUUGAUUCUCCUUUUAAAAGUUCUUCAAACUCUAGACGUGGUGGAGAACCUGAUAAAGUUACCGAUGACAUGGCUUAUAGAAAGUAUAAUAGAAAGGAUCGCCCGCCUCCUCAAGAGCAAGAGGUUAUUUCGCAAGCUGGAAGUUUCCUCUUGGUUUCACCAACAUUAAGUCCUCCACCGUUUGUAGAUCCUCCGCCGGUUCAUCUCAUCAAUAAAGAACCAGAUAUAGAAAAGGAUGAUGUGGUAUAUCGGAACUUCAAACACGUAAACAACUCAUUAAAAUGUCUAGAUCCCCAACCUCCUUUUGGAAUACCUCUUGGACCGAUCACACCCGCUCCUAACAGUGACUAUCUUCAUGUCUCCCCCAAAGAGACAUUCAGGCCUUCAUUUAAACCAAAGAAAAUUCCCGAUGUAGUCACUGAUGAUUUAGCUUUUAGGAAUCUCCGAAAGGAUAGCAACAAAGAACCUAGGUUCACAUUUGAAGAAAACUCAUUUCCUGACUCACCUACCACAAAAAAGAAGAGGGCUGUCAGAUCCCUUUCGGCAAAUUUGCUCAGCAUUAUUCAACGAGAAUCUUUAGCAAUGAAAAAUAACAACAAUAAGUUAAUAUACAACAACAAUGAUGUACUAGGGAAGUUAGAAAAGUCUCAGAGUUUUUCAGACGUGAAGGACGCGUUAAGCACGAAUGGUCCGUGUUUAAAUGGGCAAGCCAAUGAUCAACAUAACAAAAUAAAAACUCUGGUCUACAGUAAGAACCUAAGUGGCGAGGACUCUGAUGUUACUCCUCGUAAUUCUAGAGUGUUUUCUUUGGGGACAUCAUCGCCAUUGACUGCCACCAGUACUGAAACUUUGACCGGGAGUAAAACUAGUUUAUUGACUUCAGAUUCAAGACCAAGUAACUCAAAAUUGUCAAAGAGCCCAAGUCCAAGGCUUUCCUUGACUCCUGAAAGAAGACAUACCACAGACAACGUAAAUAUUCAUCAACCGAAGUCGAUACCCCCCUCUAAAUAUACUUCUGCCAAGAACGAUUCUUUAAGAAAUGCUUUCUUCGCCAGCCACCCCAACAAUGAUUUCAAACGAAGCUCUACUCCUGAUAAUAAUAAAGCUACCUACCAUAUAAGUAGAUUUAGAGAACAUACCCCUCCAUCCUAUAACAAAAACGAAUCGGAUUUGCUUGCUAUUUUAGCUCGAGAAGCGAAAGAAGCCAGUGAGCAGCUAAGUAAAGAGUUAAACGAACUUAACUUUGACAUUAAACCCCUGAAAAAUAAAGUCCAGGUUCCUGAUUCCCUUGAAAUAGAAAACAGUAAACCCGAAAGUAAAUUCACACCUCUUAGUACACAUCCAUCUCAAUCUCCUGACAGCCCAGUAAAACAAACUCACACUAAAUCUCAAAUGAUAGGAAAGAUAACACCCCAUAAACCAGUAAAACUAAAUACAUUCGUAAUUACUGAAGACAACAAAUUAGAGAGCAAACAGACACAAGUUACAGAAAAUCCCAUUGACAUAGUGGGGAGUAAAAGUAUGACUGAUUUGUUAAAGGAGCUCACAAGAAGCUUAGACGAAGAUUUCGGCAACUCAUCAACUGAUAAACUUCCCACAAGUGCAGAUAAAUCCAACGACAAAGAGGGGGGUCUGCAGAAAAUCGAAACGAAAUGCGAAGUAAACUUCACUGAUGGAAAAGACAAUUGUAAUGCAGACGUAACAGAAUGCGAAGACACGUACUUUUCAACUGAUGAAAUUGUUUCAGACGAGCGUUUUUCUUCUCCAGAAAAGUUUUUACAAACUUUCGUUGCUGAGGCUAUUGAAAACCAAAAGGUCCAAACUGAACAAAAGACAAUUCAGUCAUUGGCAGCGACAACGUCUGACAGUCUAGAUCUAGAUCAAUCAGAAAACCAAGAGUUGAUCCCGAACAAAACUGAUAUACCUCUUAAUAUAAUAGUCAGCUGUGAUAACAAUAAUGAGUUUCUUAAAGUUUCAACAAUGGAAACAGAGUGCAAUCCAUCCGUUGAAAAGUCACUCACUGAAGAUGACCUUUUGGUCAACAGUUUCAAAGACGAUUCCCAUCUAAAUCUCCACGAACAAGAUCCUACUCCUCUUGAAGUAGAUGAAGUUCUAAGCACGCUUAACGAAGAAUCUUCUAAACACAGUGAUAAGUUAUCUCCAGAGUCAUCCCCCCUUCCAAAGAGAUUCCCUCUUGAACUGCCUCAAGAUGAAGUAAUUGAUAAAUCAUCCAAAAGUGAAGUUUCUUCUCACCCUAUUGAAGCCGAUUCUACCGAGUCCAGCUCUCCAGGAACCUCCAGAGAGUCCAGACUAGUGACUGCUCGUCCCCGGGACUGCAUAGACUGUCCUAGGAUGACCGAUGAAGGUAAGACAUGUCUAAAGGGAUGUGUUACCGUCGACUGGACGGCUUGUGUGCAUGAACGAGCAUAAAAUCGCUUCUUACGCCAACUUGUCAGGUGUAAAGUAGACCUCCAAUGCCGCCUGCCUUCCUACUUUGUAUGCAACCGACUGUACCUAGGUUUAGGUUAUUUAUUUGUAAUAAAUUAAUAUUUUAUGUA
Molecule: messenger RNA, 5334 nt
Organism: Macrosteles quadrilineatus (aster leafhopper)
Lineage: Eukaryota; Metazoa; Arthropoda; Insecta; Hemiptera; Cicadellidae
Exons: 4
Coding region: 149-5206 (1685 amino acids)
Source: RefSeq, a predicted model, not a curated record